Zonotrichia leucophrys gambelii is the source of this 724-nucleotide messenger RNA. RefSeq names its product gastrin/cholecystokinin-like peptide. Gene Ontology annotation, molecular function: hormone activity. The transcript has 3 exons. The record is from RefSeq and is a predicted model, not a curated record. NCBI's taxonomy places the organism in Eukaryota, Metazoa, Chordata, Aves, Passeriformes, Passerellidae. Bases 197 to 508 code for a protein of 103 amino acids. Gene Ontology annotation, cellular component: extracellular region.
GCACACACAGAUGUCCGAGGGCCCCCUGGGGGUGGAUGGAUGUGAUUGGAGCCGCCCUGGGGUGUGGCAGCCCCAGCCGUGCCUUUAAAAGCAGGGCUGAGCUGGGGUGAUCCUGGAGAGAGAAUCCCACUGGGACACCCACUGAGACUCCCAGGACACCCCCAGGACACCCUGCUGAGCCUCAGAACCCACAGCCAUGAAGGUGUCCCUGUGCCUGUGCCUCAUCCUGGCCCUCGCCGUGGCCCCCAGCCUGUGCCGGCCCCCAGCUGCCUUGGGGGACCCCCAGGAGCCCCCCCCGAGCCUGGCCCGCCGGGAAUGGCCCCAGCAGCUGUCCCAGGAGCAGCAGCACCUCCUGUCCCAGUUCCUGCCCCACGUCCUCACAGAGCUGAACAAGCACAAGGCCUUUGUGCAUGAGGACGAGGGGCUGGAGGCUCUGCACGACCACUUCUACCCCGACUGGAUGGACUUUGGCCGCCGCAGCGCUGAGGAUGAGGAUGGUGCUGUGUAGCUGCUAGGCUGGGCUGGCUGGGCAGGGCAGUGCCACACUCAGGGCUUGUCCUUUCCCUCAAUAAAACUCUGGCACCACGGCUUCUGCACUCCUGCAUGUGCUGGGGAGAGCUUGGGAAGGUGGGCAGGGGGAUUUGCCCCCCAGCCCCAAAGGGCAGAAGGGAUUUGCCCCCAGUUCCAGAGGGCAGAGGGGAUUUCCUCUAAGCCCCAGAGGGGA